Molecule: messenger RNA, 3220 nt
Organism: Pyricularia oryzae 70-15
Lineage: Eukaryota; Fungi; Ascomycota; Sordariomycetes; Magnaporthales; Pyriculariaceae
Exons: 1
Coding region: 433-1398 (321 amino acids)
Molecular function (GO): protein binding
Source: RefSeq, a predicted model, not a curated record
CAGCCCCUGCCCCCAACUUCGCCUUCCCGAUUUCCCUCUUCCCUCCUUACACGCAAAAACCACACGGGCUGCCAAGGUUAUAGGAUAUCUCAGCCAUUCGUUCAAGUUCCCCUCUGACGAUAAUCCUCCACGGGCCCCAGUCAAUCUUUCUUUUUUUGUGCGUCACACUCACUCAUUUGUUUUGCCUCUUCAGGCCUCUUUCUCCUUGAUAUUCUGUUUUCGCUCGUUUCGUCGCUCUCUACAAUAAAAACACGAUAUUAGUCGAUCAAUCGAACCGCGACAGGGGAUUUCCCCCCAUCGACUCGUUUUGAUCUACCGAUUCGCCCCAUCUCGUUCGACACGAGCUUCGAAUACUGAUUCAACCCGGUUACAACCUAGAUUCCGAUCAAAUACAAACUUUACCUCGCAGAUAUUCCCGCGACGCUCUUCAGGAUGUUCAAGCGCUCUUUCCGGUCCAAAGACGCCGGAGCCAGCGGCGGCAUGGACACGCAACAUCGCGUGGACAAGUCGUCGAGGUUGACGAGGAAAGGAGGUGCCGGUGGCGGUGGUUCGAGCUCAGGACGAGACCAACAGAAGCUGUCGAAACUACAAAGGUCGUUCUCAACCAAGAAAGAGGAACCUGCGCGCGCUAGCGCCAAGUCCCUCGCCCCCUCACCCAUCGUCACGCUAGCCGUGGGCGAGGAAGGACGACUCUUUGCGGCGCACGAGGAUGUCCUCAGCCAGAGCCCUUUCUUCGAGGAGCUUUGCAGAGGUCAGUACCUUGAGGCGCAGAGCAAAAGAAUUUCUUUACCGGAGGAGGAGCCGGAAGUGUUUUCCGGCGUGCUGGAGUACCUCUACAAGGGCGACUACUAUCCGCGCUUGCUUCACAACAAGCACCGAAACUCUUGGGAACUCGAGGACUCCAACGCAACAACAUCACGCCGAACCACACCGCAAACUUCCCCCAACCCCAACGAAAACAACCGAGGUGGCCGCGCGAGCGGCGGUGGCAACAGCUACCAACCAGUCGAGGCGACCGUCUACGUGGCCGGCGAAGGACAACACGUGCUGCGCGACACGGCCAUAUACUGCGCGGCAGGGCGGUACGGGCUUGAGGAGCUCCAGCGGUUGGCUCUGCGCAAGCAGGGCCUCCAGUCCGGCAUCGACGUCGGCACCAUACUCAGGUCAGCCCGGUACUGCUACGCGCACACGCCCGACUCGGACAGCCGCCUGCGCGCCCACUACCUUGCGCUCAUCAUCCGAUGCAGGCGCACUUUCAAACGGAGCGGCACCAUGCAGGCCGAGAUGGAGCGCGGUGGAGAGGGCUCCAAGAUGUUUUUUGACCUGUUUGUCGCCAUGUGCAACCACCUCGACGAGGUCAUCGAGGACGGCAACGCCGGAUCCCCGAGGCUGAUCUGAAAGGGUUUGCUUGACUGAUUCCCGUCCAGUUUCCUGCGGAGAUGGGCGGAAUCGGCGUGGUCUGGCCAAAUCAGGUCCUGCGGGACUUUUCCCUUGGCGUUUGAACCGAUUCCAGGAACACACCUGGGACAUAGCAGCAGAUUGAGAAGCGAGCUUUGCGUUUACGGGACAACCGAGGAUUUUUUGAGCCUAGGUUCUGGUCAGUUUCGCCUCGGGCGAUCCCUCCCCCAAUCUUGGUUUGUUUGGGCGUUCUUUGGCGUUUCUCUCCUUGUUUUGCUUUUUUGCUUUGUUUCCUUACUCGCUUGCAGCUCCCCCAAAAGUAUGGUUCAUCAGAUUGGAAACACCAUUUGGGAGAUGCCUUUGUUUUUGCUGCAAUUUAUUGCCACAAGGACAUUUCAAAAGUCAUUCUUCACUUCUUCAAAUCGAGGUUGGCCGACCCAGUCAUUUUCACGAUGAACCAUUCAGAAAGGGGGGGGGGGGGUGAGAGGGGAAACAUAACAUGGGCAAUUAAUCGAGGGAGGUGUGUCAAGCAACAGAACCCCGUCCGACCAGACAGGUACGGAUCAAAACACCCAGCCCUGGUGAUCCUGUCGGAAAUUACCCCUAGCCCAUUACCCCCUCUACCUUCUUGGAUGGCUUUCUUUUUCUUGAUCUCUUGUCCUGCGUGCAUUUUCUUGUUUUUUUUUGCUGUUCCGCCUAAUGAUACCCCGUUGUGGAUUUUUCAUUCCUGACUUUGCUAGUACGCUUCUUCUCUACGCCUGUUCAGUUUUUGGGUGUUUGUUUUCCAGUUCAGGUUUGGGAGAGGAGAGUCGAGAGCGAGGGUUGACGGAUGCUUUUAUCCUGGAGCAACUUUUUUGGAGCUCUUCUUGUCUUGCGACAACACAUGCCCGGCGUGUUCAACCAUCUUGAUCACCCCAAACAACAAAAACAAAACAAAACAAAAAAAAAUCCCAACGACCAAAGACCAAAAAAAAGUACAAGCACAUUUGGCGUUGCUUUGUUUUUUCUUUCUCGACGGCGUCUGCUGGUUAAGGAUACUCUUCUCUUUAUUUGGUUUCUACUCUUCGCCCCUCUCUCAGAGAGAGAGGGCUGGAACGACGAGAUUGACAACAAACUCCACUCGAGGGGACUUUCGGUGAUGAGGAAGGAAAACGGGAUGAGAGGAUGAGAGGAUGGAAUAAUGGGAAUGGUAGUGAUCCCUGGGGAUCCCCGUCAAGAAUACCAGUCUCCCAAGUCUUCUCAAUAAGAAAAUAACGACAUACCUACUUUUGUCUCCUUUCCGCACCCAUCGAAAAUCCCAAAAACAAAUCACCACUCUUUCUGUACCAAUUCCCUUUGUCAAAACCAUUGGAAGGAGGAAGCAGAUUGUGAGAAGGAAGGAAGGAGCAAAUGGGAAGAGCUGACCUUUUUGUUGGAGAUGACGGGGAAGAUCCAGGGGCUUUCCUUAUUUUCGCAUGGAGCUGCCUAGCGCGGGCAUAAUUUUUCUCGACUUCAUUUGACAUGACGAUUUGAUGAGACUUACGAUAGAUUGCGAUAGAGCUGCUCAUCAGACGGGCUUGUAUUCCCCCUUACCAUCCCUAGAGGGUGUGUAGGGGGAGAAACAUGACAACGCCCCGCGCGAGGUUCUUUGAUGCCCUCCGCUUGAAGGGUUUUGAGGUAAUGGGAGAUUCGGCCACCUCACCAAAUUGUGCCAAGAAUGGAUAUGCGUGACCAAAGCGGUAUUUUUACAAGGUAUGAUAUAAUAUAGGCUCACCUUGGGUGUCUUAUUGCUCCUUUUGAUUUCAGUCCAUACCAACCCCUCUCUUUGUCCGUGGGGCGGCAA